AUGGCAGAUACCUCCAAGCCUGCGGCCAUCCCCACGGUGGACAUUAGCGCCUUCCUAGACCGCACCUCAUCCAAAGAGGCCCGGCUGGCCGUUGUCGAGGCCGUGAGCAAUGCCUGCCACACCUACGGCUUCUUCAACCUCGUCGGGCACGGCAUCCCACAUCACGCCCUAGAGGAGGCCUUGGAUGUCAACAAGAUGUUCUUUGCCCUGCCCGAGGACAAGAAGAUGGAGGUCUGGAUCAACAAAUCCGUUGGCCGUUCCUUCAGGGGCUACGAGCCGCCGGGAAUCCAGACCCACCACAAGCACCUGCUGCCGGAUACCAAGGAGACGUUCAUGGUAGGCAGAGAAGUGCCAGAAGACGACCCGGACUGCGGCACCUUCUCGACGGGCCCCAAUCUCUGGCCGUCCAGCCUGCCAAAGGAAAAGUUCCAAGACCGUGUCAUGGCGUACCAGGCCAAGAUGCUCACGCUGGUCAAGAACAUCCUUGACAUGCUUGCUCUUGGCCUGCCCAAGGAAUGGGGCUGCCCGCCCAAUGUCUUUGACUCGCUGCUGGAGAAGCCUUCGAUCCCGAUGCGCUUUUUGCAUUACGGCCCUGUGCAGGCGCAGGAUCCCCGCCAGUUUGGAGUGGCCGACCACACCGACUUUGGCUGCGUGUCCAUCAUCCUGCAGGAGCCCAACACGACGGGACUCGAAGUGUACUACCCGCCCACGGAGUCGUGGGUGCCCGUGCCCGUGGUCGAGGACGCCUUUGUGGUCAACAUGGGGGACAUGAUGCAAAAGUACACGGGCGGGUACUACCGCAGCGCCCGCCACCGCGUGCUGACCAACCGCGACAAGCACCGCUACAGUGUUGCGUUUUUUCUCAAUGGCAAUCUGAAGUUGAAUGCCAAGGCCCUUGAUGGGUCUGGAGUUGAGACGGUUGUUGGAGACCACAUUCGUGGGCGGUUGAUUGAGACAAUGGGCGCUACGGGUAAGCUGCUGCAGCGUGAGGUUGCUACGGCUUAG
Canariomyces notabilis is the source of this 1005-nucleotide messenger RNA. RefSeq names its product Clavaminate synthase-like protein. Gene Ontology annotation, molecular function: 2-oxoglutarate-dependent dioxygenase activity. The transcript has 3 exons. The record is from RefSeq and is a predicted model, not a curated record. Lineage: Eukaryota; Fungi; Ascomycota; Sordariomycetes; Sordariales; Chaetomiaceae. Bases 1 to 1005 code for a protein of 334 amino acids.